This is a messenger RNA of Thelazia callipaeda (thelaziosis nematode), 1737 nucleotides long. Lineage: Eukaryota; Metazoa; Nematoda; Chromadorea; Rhabditida; Thelaziidae. The record is from the annotation of a GenBank genome assembly.
AUGGUUACAUCUAAUAGUAAUUCUGUUAGCUUACCGAAAGCUAAUCCAGUAAUAAUAACUUGGGAGAGUUUAACAGUAACUGCGAAGAGAACUAAACGUCUACUGCUCGAUAAAGUCACAGGGAUUGCUCUACCAGGCCAAUUGAUUGCUCUUAUGGGUGCAAGUGGCGCUGGAAAGACAACAUUAUUAAAUGCAUUACUACACCGAAAUGUGAAAGGUUUAGAGAUCGAUGGCACAGUAAAAGUUAACGGACAUAUUGUUUCUGCUUAUAUUCAGCAGCAAAAUCUAUUUAUAAAUUCGCUCACAGUUCAAGAGCAUCUGUACUUACAAGCAGCACUUCGUCUACCUUCAUCGUAUUCAAGUCACGAAAAGAGCUUACGUGUAAAACAAGUAAUCUCGGAUUUGGAAUUGGAAAACUGCGUAAAUUCACGCAUAGGACAAUCAGGCAAUGGACAAGGUGUGACCAGUGGUGAAGCGAAGAGAUUAGCCUUUGCUUCUGAGAUCUUAACUAACCCCUCGCUGUUAUUCGCGGAUGAACCAACCACAGGAAUCGAUUCCUUCAUGGCAUAUCACGUUGUCAAGGUUCUCGAACGAAUGGCAUCAGAAAAUGGAAAAACAAUUAUUUGUACCAUUCAUCAGCCAGCAUCAGAUACGUUUGAACUAUUUGAUCGUGUACUAUUUCUUGCGAAUGGAAAGACUGCUUUUUUAGGUUCACCUGCUGAAGCCGUGCGAUUUUAUGCGGAAGUUGGAUAUCCAAUCCCAGCUCAUACUAAUCCUGCUGACUUUUUUAUCCAAACACUUGCGAUUGUGCCUGGAGAUGAGGACAAGUGCACAUUACGAGCAAACGAAAUAGUUGAAAAGGCAACUGCUAUAGAUGAGAAAAAAAAUUUGAAUUUGAAAUUAUUCAUAAGUUCGAAAUAUCAUGCGAAGUUGUGUGAUGAGAUGAAACGCGUUAAAGAAGGAGGUCAUGCUGAACUUGUCGAACAUGGCAAAGUUUCUCUUACAACUCUCACUUACGCUCUUUUUUUGAGGUCGUUUAAAGACAAUAUACGAAAUCCUUCGUUGCUACAAGCAAAACUUAUUCAGAAAUUUGUAAUGGGUUUAUUUUUGGGGACAUUAUAUUUGCAGACCAAAAAAAAUCAGGAAGGAAUUAUUGAUAUUAAAGGAGCAUUGUUUUAUUAUAUAUCGGAGCUAACUUAUUCAACAGUGUUUGGCAUUCAAACUUUUCUACCAGCAGAUUUUCCACUGUUAGUCAAGGAAUAUCAUGACGGAAUAUAUCCUGUGGUGUGCUAUUAUUUAUCGAAGAUAUUUUCAUACUUACCAAUUUUCACUAUUGAUGGCUUUUGCAUGGUUUGCAUCAGUUAUUAUUUGAUCGGAUUCUACCCUGAUAUUGUCACAUUUUUGAUCACUUUAUUGACCUGUAUGUUAAUUGAAUGGUCUGCUGCUAGUAUAGGCAUAAUGUUAAGCUCGGUUUCUCCAUCGUACGCUAUCGCAAUUUCUGUAUCAGGACCAUUAUUGACUGUCUUCUCGAUAACCGGUGGUCUUUAUACAAAUAUAGCAACGAUUCCGGAAACUCAAGCAGCAUACUGUGAAGGUAACGGAGAAACAGUGAUCAGAAAUUUGAAUUUCAAUGAAAAUAAUAUGUACAUGAAUUUGGGUUCGAUGUUGUUUUACAUCUUAUCAGUCUUCAUCGUGGGUUAUAUCGGUCUUGUUUUACGCGUUCAACUUGAGCGCUAA